This is a messenger RNA of Meloidogyne enterolobii, 4139 nucleotides long. The record is from the annotation of a GenBank genome assembly. Lineage: Eukaryota; Metazoa; Nematoda; Chromadorea; Rhabditida; Meloidogynidae.
GGAGAGGAGUGAAGGGGAAUCAGGGGAAGAAGAAUCAAGGAAGAGGGGAGAAGAAUCAGGGAGGGAGGAGGAGGGGAUGGUAUCCGGAGAUUCGGACGGAUAUCAGAGGAUUAAGAAGAUAAAAUGGAUUUCAGGGCUCAAUCGUGGGUACUCAAUUGAACUUUUCAGAUUUUGUAUUUUACCACUUUGACAUUUCUCUUUGAAAAAAAAAACGCGGAAUUAUUCCCUUCAAAUUUUGUCAAAAUGACGCUGACGGCGAUUUUUGUUUUUUUCUUUUGUUUUCUUCCGUCUUAAUUUUUGAAAUUUUUCGCCUUAUUUUUUAGAUUUUAAGAAUUUUUUACAGAAUGGAAACUAAAACUCCACUUAAACUUUCUGCUUCAUGUAUUGAAAAUUGUUUGCGAAUUAAAGCUACUGAUGACAAAUUAAUUAAAUCGGAAAGCAAACAAAUUCUAGUUGAUGCAAUUAAUUUUGUAGAGAACGUCAAAAUUUUACAACUUAAUGAAUUGCUCAAAAACGAAGGAGGACAUUACAUCCCAAGCUUGGAAGAUAUUCAAGAGGAUAUUAGAAAAAACUUGGAAGCCCUCAAGCUACGAAUAAUGAAAAGUGAUUUUCAAAUUCCUGAAAUGAUUUCAAAUAAACCGGUCAAAAAACAAGGUAUGUGGAUACAGGAAAAACCUAUUUACAUUGCUCAACGGAAGCAUAACAAUCCAAUUGGGAGAGAUGAUUUUCCUAAAAGAACUCGUGGAUCUUUUUGUUAUAUUUGUGGUAUCAAAAGUCUUGGAAUGCUAAAAUGUGCCUCUCCUAGUUGCUUUGUCCAUUUUCAUUAUGAAUGUGCUAAAAGUACAAACACUGGUGGAUAUACCUUUGAAUCAAUGAGAAGAAAUAGUAAAUUAUAUUGUUCACUUCAUCAUUGUACAGCUUGUUUUGCUGAUCAUAAUAGGACGAGAUGUUUUAAUGGUAAAUUAUUUGCGUGUGAUCAGUGUGAACUUGCCUGGCAUGAGGACUGCAUACCUGGUGGAUGUGAAAUUGAUGAAAAAGGCAAAAUUAUAUGUCCUCGUCAUGUGAUUUUUGAUGAUGCAACAAAUCUCCAUUUGCAACAUUGUGCUGAUUGUCAACAGGGACCGCUUCAAGGAGAAAAACUUGUAAAAUGCACAAAAUGUUUCCGGUCGAUGCAUUUUAAAUGUUAUAGCAGACCAAAACGAGAUUACGUUAUGGAUACAUCUGAAGAAAGGGAAAUUGCAACUUGUCAUUGGUGUGAUAUGUUUGAUUUUGUUCGUUACAAUGAAUAUGCUAUGGCUAGAUUUUCUAGACAAAAAUGGUAUCCUUGUCAAAUUAUAAAAAAUGAUGAAUUUCCAAUUAAAAGUCCUCAACUUGGUGCUGUUGGGUAUCUUUGUGUUAAAUGGCUUCCAUACAGAGGCAAAAUUUAUUAUAAUAUACUUUCGCAUAAUCGAGUGAUUACAAUGACUCAUAGCGAUUAUUUUUAUAUUACUGAAGCUAGUAAAUCUGAUAUUUUUGCAGAGUGGACAUCAGCACAAGAAUUUAUGCUUAAAAAUAGUUUAACUCAACGGCCAUUAAAAACUGAUCAAAUCCCAGAUAAAUUAUUUAGUAAUGGCGAGAAAAUUGUCAAACAAUUGAAUCAAAACAAAUACUCUAAAUCUGAAUUAAAAAUGCCGCGGGAUCGUCUAUUUGGUAGGGACAAUUGUAAAUGUCCUAGCGAUGCUGCAGACAGAUGUGGGCCUUCUUCGAAAUGCAUAAAUCGAGCAUUGAACAUGGAAUGUCCAAAGGAUUGUAAUGAACUACCAAACAAACCAUGCAACAACAGACGCAUUAGUGAAGGAAAAAAUUGUAUUCAAGUAAAAAUUGAAUAUUUUCAUGGAAAAGGAUAUGGAGCAAUUUCAAUGGAAGAUAUAUCGGCGGGAGGAUUCGUGGGUGAAUAUACUGGAGAAGUUAUUGAUGAAGAAGAGAAACGUCGUCGAAUAGAUAGAAUUGCUUCCUUACAAUCAAAUGAAGCUCAAUAUUAUAUUAUGGAAUUGGAUGAUAAAAGGGCUAUUGAUGCCCAAUAUUAUGGAAAUGAUAUGCGUUAUGUAAAUCACUCGUGUAAUCCAAAUUGUAUUAUCCAACAAUUUCAAAGUGAUUUUGAUCUCCAUUUGGUUUUAAUUGCAAAGAGAAAUAUAUCUAAAGGUGAAGAAUUGUCUUUCGAUUAUAAUAUGCAAAGACAAGGACUUUGGAGUGAAGUACCUUCAUGUCAUUGUGGUGAAAUAAAUUGUACGGGUAUACUUGCAGCAGAUCCAGCAACUCGAAGACGUUGGGGCGAUUUGGAUUCCUCGUCUUCCAAAACAACAAAAAAUUCAAAAUCUCAUCGUUCUCUCUCAGUUCCAUCAAAUGAAAAUUCUGUUCAAGAUGUUCCCUUAUUGGCAAAAUCGACAGGAUAUAAAAGAAAAAAAUUGGAAGACACAACGAAUAAUAAAUUAAAUUUGAAGAAGGCGAAGGUUACAAACAAUACUACUUGUGUGGUUUGUAACGAUGUGGCGACGGGAAAUCAUUAUUCUGUUCCCUCCUGUAAUGGAUGCAAAACGUUUUUUCGACGAGCUAUUGUGAAUAAUCGCAACUUUGCAUGUAUGGGCAAUGGAAAUUGUAUUGUAGAUAAAGGUGUUAGAUGUGCUUGUAGAGCUUGCCGGUUAGAGAAAUGUAUAAAAAUGGGAAUGGAUACAAAUUCAAUUCAAUCAGAAAGGGACAGGAUUGGCUACACAAAAAGAAAGCGACGAGAUAAAAAUGAACAAACAAAUAAAGAUGAAGAACAUGAAAAAUUGGAAAAUCUUGCAGAAAAUGAAUUUGACGUUUCUGAUGAAGAAGACAUUUCUUUCCAUGGUUCAAUCGAUUUACACAAUGGAAAUAAUUUGUCAAAUAUUCGAGUAAAUAAUAAAACAUCAAACUCUUUCGAUGGAAUUUUGGAACGUUUAACUCAACUAGAAAAUAAUUUUACUUUACUCUUGAGCCGUGGGGAAAUCCAUCCGUAUGGCACAUUGGAAGAAGCAUUGAAAGCACCAAGUAUAUUUUCAAGGCCAAUAAAUGUUAAACUUUCUGAUCCAAUUGUAACUCCAAACAAAGACAAACAAAAGAUGCCAUUUUGGCGUUCACGAAUUAUAGCUUUAUAUAUUGAUUGGGCAAAAACUUUUGCGACAUUUCGAAAAUUGCCCUAUUCUGACAAAGUUGCCCUAAUUACAAACCACGCCAGUAGUUAUAUGAUUAUGUGUGAAGCAUUCCGAACUCCAGAAUUAAUUUCGGAUGAAAAAAUUAUUGAUGGAAUUGAACGUAUUGCAGAGAAAUUGCCGAGAGAAUCAUUAAUAUUUCCUCCUCAAAAUUUUGAAUUUAAAAAUAGUACUUCAACAAAUUCUAAUAAUUUGGAAAAUUUUGAAUCUUCUACUACUACUACUCAACCACCUAAAAAAUAUUCAAAAAUUGUUGAACCAACAGAAUCUUGUGAUAAAUUAGUCAACAAUACUCAUCAAAUAUCACCAAAAAAUAAUUUUGAUAUAGAAAAUGAGAAUAACAAUUCAACAAAUAAUUUGCCAUCAACUUCAACAUCCCCUGACAAUUUUGCUACAUCAUCAUCAAAUAGUCAAAUGUCCAACAAUAAUGAUAAUAAUAUGCAUGCAUUUUUUGAUCCUCGACUAAUUCGUGAUGGAAAUAAUUGUCUUGAAACAGGUGUUCGUUCUGUUGUGGAUGUUCCUCCAUCAGUUCAUUAUCCAACAGUUGGAUGUUUGUCAGGAUUAACUCCUGUCAUGGCAGCAAUGAUUGAUUGUGUGAUGAAACCGUUUAGACGAUUAAAUAUUUCAACUACAGAAUUUGCGGCACUUCAGGCAAUUAUGUUUUUUGAUCCAGACACAGAAAGUUUAGACGCUGCAAGUCAAAGAAAUGUUUGUGCGGAACAGAAAAAAAUGAUUUCUGCAUUUUAUACUCAUAUAUGCCAUUUUCACGAAACCUGUGAAGCCCAAAAACGUUUUUCUUCAAUUUUGCUUCGAAUUCCAAUGAUUCGUAAGGUUGCAGCAAAGAAAAAUGAAUCGCUACAAAUUAUAGAUCUUUUUAAUCUUUUUACUCUCAAUUCUUUGGUUAAAGAGACUACACUUGGCAUUAAAUGA